Molecule: messenger RNA, 759 nt
Organism: Chanos chanos (milkfish)
Lineage: Eukaryota; Metazoa; Chordata; Actinopteri; Gonorynchiformes; Chanidae
Gene: prr7
Product: proline rich 7 (synaptic)
Exons: 3
Coding region: 1-759 (252 amino acids)
Source: RefSeq, a predicted model, not a curated record
AUGGUGAUGUCACAGGGGACGUACACGUUUCUGGCGUGUUUUGCUGGAUUCUGGCUGGUCUGGGCUCUCAUCGUCAUGCUCUGUUGCUUCUGUAGCUUCCUCCAGCGCAGGCUGAAGCGCCGGCGCGAGGAGAGAUUAAGGGAGCAGUGUUUGCGAGCAUUAGAGAUGGAGCCCCUGGAGUGCCACACUGGAGGAGGCGGUGGGGGAUACCCUCCCAGAGACCCCCCACAGUUCAGUCCACACCCCCAAGUGCUAUCCCCACCCUUGCCUGUGGCUCACACGUUCCCCCAGGGGGGCUGGCCCAUCCCACAAGUACUACCACUUGAUUCCGAUGUUUUUGGGAAACCACCGUGCUACGAGGAAGCUGUUCUAAUGGAGGACCCUCCUCCCCCCUACAGUGAGGUUCUGGCUGACCCGCGGGGCGGCACCUACACCAAACCGAUGCAGCGUUCCUGUCGGGAGCACCAGGAACCCGAGACCAGCAAGAUGGCACCAGUGACAGUGUUUUCAGAACGAGGUUACUCCUCUCUCAUCCGCCUGCCAUCCGCCAGACGCUGGGACUCCCUGGGGCAUCUCCUCUCCACCAUGGACCUCAACCACAACCACUUGCCGGCAGACGCUCAGGCUGCUGCUAUCGCUACGAUGCCCCGCGAGGGCCGGACUCACACAGACCUGGGGCUACAUAGUCUCAGGGGUCUGGAGCAGGGCUAUGGCCUACCCACUGCCUUUCCACUGCUGGGGAGGAGUACCGCUGUCUGA